AUGACUCUCGACUCUCAUGGCGUCCUUGCAGCGGUGACGAUCGCAAUGUAUGUUCCCUUCCUGCUUGUUUCCCUCAAGAUAGUGUCCAAGUAUGGCAUGGCCCGAGGUGAUGGGUGGGUCUUGUUGUUGGUAUUCUGCUUCAUCCGAGUAUUGGGUGGUGCUUUGCUUGUUGCAGCUGAAGAAGUCACUCCCGUGAACACUUCGCUAUACAUCGGCGGUUAUGCUCUAGAAGCAUCUGGCCUAUCACCACUGUUGCUUUGCACGCUGGGUCUAUUGCACUCAAUAUUCCAAACUCCUGAUGGAUUCCCGAGAUAUCAAAGACAAUUCCGCCUUCUUCAACUCCUCGGCAUGGUCGCUCUCAUCCUUACCAUUAUCGGUAUCUCCGAUGAGACAAGUUCUAGCUCGGGCUCAAGCUCGAGUGGGAACACUAUGCGCAGGGCCGGUGUCAUCCUCUUUGCUGCCCUAUACAUUAUCCUUGUCGGCAUUUGCCUGCACCAAUGGACCCAAAUCCGCUCUGUCAUGAGAUACCGCAAGCAGCUCUUGAAGGCCAUCUCCGUCGCACUUCCCUUCCUUGCCAUUCGGACGAUCUACAGCAUCCUGUCCACGUUCUCUUCGAGCACGUUUUCGGUAACCUCAACCUCAAGCACCCAAGCCAACACUAGCGACCUUGCAAAAUUCAACCUCUUUACGGGCGAAUGGCAGAUCUACCUCGUAAUGGACAUGCUCAUGGAGUAUGCCGUUGUGAUCAUCUAUUCUGUUGCUGCCCUCAUGCUACCCCUCAACAACGAUUACAAGUCUCCGGAUUCGUAUCAAGAUCAGUACCCAUUGAGUGGGCCUCAGUAUUGA
Molecule: messenger RNA, 846 nt
Organism: Suillus subaureus
Lineage: Eukaryota; Fungi; Basidiomycota; Agaricomycetes; Boletales; Suillaceae
Exons: 4
Coding region: 1-846 (281 amino acids)
Source: RefSeq, a predicted model, not a curated record